UAAUUGACGAUUUAAUUCAGAUCAGCACAAAGAUCUUCAAUUCCCCAAAUCUUCUUCGAACACGCACCGAUCAAUCGAUGGAGAGCCCUUUCUUCUUCUCGAACGAUCCUUGGAGUGCCGCAGCUCGACGCCGUCCCAGCGGGAGAGGCACGCAGAGGCCCCUCUGCUAUGUUUCCGACCCAUGGAGCGCUCCCCACCGUUAUUCCGGUCGAACCAAUCAGUUCCCUGAGUCGGCGCCCACUCGUGCACCAGAGCCGUCGCCUGCCCCAAGGCCUCGCGUUGUUUCCAUCCCCGUCCACUUUGGCCGAUCUGACGACGCCACCGAACCUGCUGGGCCAAUUCGGCCGGAAACCUCCAAGUCAGACGCCGCCGUCGCUAUCCAGAGAGUUUUUCGAGGCUACAUUGUGCGCAAGAACAUCAAAAUACUUUCUCAGGUCGCCUUGGAGGUGGAGGAGACUGAGGGAAGGCUCCGCGCCAACGAGGCGCGGUUGAGGGUGGACCCCAAGGAGCGAUUGCGGAUGAAUGAAAUGCUGAUGGCGCAGCUUCUUCGCCUCGAUUCCGUCCGCUGGGUCAGGGAGUAUCGGAGAAAGGUGAUCCGAAAGGUGAUCACGCUACAGGAGUUUCUGGAUGCGAUCUCGGUCCAAAUUGAAGAAUCCCCCAAUUCGGUCAAUUCUCAAGCAACUGCGAAGAUGAACUCGAAUUAUGUUGAUUCUAGUGGUAUGUCUAGCGAUGUUGUCUCCAAUACGAUUUCACAAGACGCAAUUUGCGCCGUCGCUGAGGAAGUCAGUCCAGAUAGUAAAGAUCCAAUCUUGGGCUCCAUUGAAGAUGGCGAAGAUGCAGAAAAGAAAUCGGUUGGCAAUGUGUCGUCCGAAGAGGGAUUCAAAGCCCAAGAUUCCCUAGCUUGCAGGAAUGACUCUGAGGAGGAGGAAAGGAUGUCGGAAGAUGAAGGAUUCAUGGUGGUUGCAGCAGAGGAAGCAACCUGCAACUCCCCGGCGGACGUGCAUUCGCAGAAAGAUCCUGGUCUCGAGUUAACGGAGCAAGAGACUUGUGAGGUUGAAGCAAUGGAGGAAGUUGUGCAAUUGCCUGAGGAUUCUGCCCGAAUGACUGUGGAAGAUGAAGGAUUCACGGUGGUUGCAGCAGAGGAGGCAACCUGCAACUCCCUGGCUGGCACCUAUUCGCAGCAAGAUCCCGGUUUUGAGGUAACGGAGGAAAAGAUGAAGGAGGAGGCAACGGAGAAAGUCGUGGAAAUGCCAGAGGAUUCUUCCUGGAUGACUGUGAAAACUGGGAAUGGUUCGACGGAGGUUUCAGGGGUGGAGGAGGCACUGAAGAAGGUGAUGGCGGAGAGCGAGAGGCUGCAGGGGUUGGUGGCGGCCUUGUGCGACUGGAACGCGGAGCAAUGUAGGCUGAUGGCAGGGCUGGCCGAUAGGGUGGGGAGCUUGGAGCUGGCUGUGCAGCGGAUGGAGAAGAGGAACAAGAAGAAGUGUGGUAGGGGUAGAUGCUGAUGGAGUAGUAGUUCUUUGUUUGUCAAACCAUGCAGUAUUUUCUGAUGAAAUUGGCAUAACUUUGAAUGCUUAGUGAAAUAAAUGAAUGGAAAGAAUAUUGUCCCAAAGUUUUUGGCCAGUAAAUCUUGUAAGUGAAUGUUUCUCUAGUCAAAGUGUAGUCUAUUAGAUGCUGGCAAGGAUCCCAAAGCCAAGAACUAUUUUGGAUAGAAGAUUUUCAGUGUUUAAGUUGUUCCGCCAAUAGCUUUUGGCGAAGUCCAUUCUUAUAUGUGAAUGUUUUUGGGCAAUACACCUUGUAAGUGAAUGUUUCUCCAGUCAAA
This is a messenger RNA of Zingiber officinale, 1819 nucleotides long. RefSeq lists its product as uncharacterized. Lineage: Eukaryota; Viridiplantae; Streptophyta; Magnoliopsida; Zingiberales; Zingiberaceae. Bases 78 to 1502 code for a protein of 474 amino acids. The record is from RefSeq and is a predicted model, not a curated record. The transcript has a single exon. Gene Ontology annotation, biological process: protein folding. Gene Ontology annotation, molecular function: protein-folding chaperone binding. Gene Ontology annotation, cellular component: plasmodesma.